CCAGUUGGCUAGUGGCUAGCUUCGUUUUCUCCGUUUUGCUCGCGCUUCUUCGGGUUGCUGUUUACCACUCCUACUUCUGUAUUUGGUAAUCCACAACGAUGUCUGACUACGACUUGGUGACAAAAGCUCCACUAAAGCUCAAGAGUCCUUCUGGGAUUAAAAAAAAAAAGAAAAAGGACAAGGAUCUCAAGAAGGCUUUGGAGCACGUAAACGUGGCUUCAUCAGAGGGGCAACAGAAGCAACCGGUUGUCAAAGAAAUACACAGGACCAACGCAGAGAAGGCGUUCUUGAAGAUGCAGGAGAAACGGCAAAUUGAAAGGAUCAUGGAAAAGGCAUCAAAGACGCACAAGCAAAGGGUGGAGGAAUUCAACCGGCACUUGGAUUCACUGACAGAGCAUUACGAUAUUCCCAAAGUGAGCUGGACAAAAUAAGCAUCAUUCACACACUUCUCGACAGGAAAUUUGCUUUCAAGGACAUUCAUCAAAUUGUGCUUCGGUGAACUGCGCUCAUCUCAAGACAACACCAUGUGGCGACUAGAACAUGCAUUGUGUUCUGUCAGAUUGUACAGGUUGAUGUGUUAUGGUUGUAGUACACAUCUGUGUGUACAUAAUCGUGUCAGUCAUUGUGGAACUGUAUAACUGCUCAGCUGUAUAGUAUUGGUGAAGAAAAAAAGUGGACUCUCUUGAUCACUAACAAUGUGCUUUGUGCUGAUGCAUAUAUUACUGCAUUUUCAGUGUAACAAGAAGUGGCCCUUUGCGACUUGAGAAAUAUAAAUAUUACUGUUGUGAAA
This is a messenger RNA of Dermacentor silvarum, 790 nucleotides long. Its product is annotated as protein FAM32A-like. The coding region runs from base 99 to 431 and encodes 110 amino acids. Gene Ontology annotation, cellular component: nucleolus. The record is from RefSeq and is a predicted model, not a curated record. NCBI's taxonomy places the organism in Eukaryota, Metazoa, Arthropoda, Arachnida, Ixodida, Ixodidae. The transcript is spliced from 4 exons.